Acaulospora morrowiae is the source of this 205-nucleotide messenger RNA. Lineage: Eukaryota; Fungi; Glomeromycota; Glomeromycetes; Diversisporales; Acaulosporaceae. The record is from the annotation of a GenBank genome assembly.
AUGGGUAAAGUUAAUUCCAAAUCCUUUCGUUCCGCCUCAAAUCCCUCAUCUCCCACAACUCCGACAUCAAGACGUUCUAAACGCUCGCGUCAAAAAUCCAGCGCCAGUUCCACCACGUCUCAGGACUCGUCAUCUAGUUCCUUGAUGAACGGCGUCACACAGUGCCCCUCCCCUUCAUCUUCGCAAGAGAGCCUCUUCUUACAAU